Molecule: messenger RNA, 1629 nt
Organism: Camellia sinensis
Lineage: Eukaryota; Viridiplantae; Streptophyta; Magnoliopsida; Ericales; Theaceae
Product: equilibrative nucleotide transporter 1
Biological process (GO): nucleoside transmembrane transport
Cellular component (GO): plasma membrane
Molecular function (GO): nucleoside transmembrane transporter activity
Source: RefSeq, a predicted model, not a curated record
AAAUUAUCCAAUGAACAAUUGGAGUUGUUGUAGCUUUGAACCUAAUCCUAUUUUAUUCCCUCCAAGAACAAAUCGUACUUUAGUCCUCUGUUUCCACAUGCCACUCCAAAUCACCCGAAUAACACAAACCCGCACAUCGGAGUCCGAUGAUCAGACCCAUCUCCGGCGAUGAUCCGCCGGAAUCAGAUACAGGUUUCACCGGCGACAUAGCCAACAACAAUUCAGAUUCAGAUUCAGAUUCAGAUUCAUCGCCUCUGCUUAAAACCACCAACAAAAUCCCCAAAGACACAUUCAACAUAGCCUACACAAUCUACUUCAUCCUCGGCUGCGCCUUCCUCCUCCCCUGGAACGCCUUCAUCACCGCCGUCGACUACUUCUCCUACCUCUACCCGGCCGCCUCCGUCGACCGUGUCUUCGCCGUCGCCUACAAGCCCCUCGGCCUCUUCUCUCUCCUCUUCAUCGUCGCCUAUGCCCACAAACCCUAUUCCUAUAUCCGAGUCAACGUAGGCCUCUCUCUCUACGUUUUCUCUCUCCUCCUCGUCCCUGUUAUGGAUGUGCUUUACAUCAAGGGCCGCACCGGCCUCUAUGAUGGCUUCUAUGUCACGGUGGCGGCGGUGGCGAUUUCUGGUGUGGGAAGUGGGUUGGUUCAGGGUGGGAUCGUUGGGGCCGCCGGAGAGUUGCCGGAGAGGUAUAUGCAAGCUGUUGUCGCCGGGACUGGAGCUUCAGGUGUUCUCAUCUCAUUUCUACGAAUUUUUACCAAAGCUGUAUAUCCUCAAGAUGCCCAUGGCCUCAGAAACAGCGCAAAUCUCUAUUUCAUUUUAAGCAUUGUUGUGAUGAUCGUAUGUAUUGUUUUCUACAACGUUGUUGAUAGACUACCGUUUAUUAAGUACCAUAAAUAUCUGAAGAUUCAAGCUGUAAAUGAAGAAAAAGAAGAGAAAGGUGUCCUAACGGUGGUGCUCUGGAGGUCGGCUUUGUGGGACAUUGUUGGUAGAGUCAAAUGGUGUGGAUUUGGGGUCUUCAUCAUCUACGCCGUGACAUUGGCUAUAUACCCUGGUUGUGUUACAGAAGAUUUCCAUUCCCGGGUACUAAAGGACUGGUAUCCAAUCCUCCUCAUCACUUGCUACAACGUGUUUGAUCUAGUUGGCAAGUCUCUACCUGCGCUCUGUCUCCUUGAGAAUGUGAAAGUUACACUCGGUGCAUCUUUAGCAAGGUGGUUGUUUUUCCCUCUGUUCUUGGGUUGUUUGCACGGUCCUGAAUUCUUCCAAACAGAGAUCCCAGUAACGUUGUUGACUUGCCUUUUGGGCCUUACGAAUGGUUAUUUCAUCAGUGUCUUAAUGAUUUUGGCUCCCAAAAAUGUCCCACUGCAACAUGCAGAGAUUGCAGGGAACAUGAUGGUUUUGCUCUUGUUCUUUGGCUUGGCAACUGGUUCGGUUGUGGCUUGGUUUUGGGACAUAUGACUCUUUAGUGUUUUCAUGGUUUGUGCAGCAUUUGUUCUCUGGAUUUGGAUUGACCAACUGUUGGUUUUUUUUUAAAAAGAAAAAAUUUGUAAAUCUUCUGUUAACAAGUCUUUAUGAAGUUGUAAAAACUUGAAAAAAAUUGAAGAUUGGAUUUGAAGGCCUUGGUGUCUUA